AUGGCUAGGCGCUCGUGGCGCUCCUGGCGCUCCUGGCUGCAGCUCCUCGUGCUCGGGCUCGGGCUGGCGCUCCUACGUGCCGCAUCCGGGGAGAGGGCGCCAGGCACCGCCCCCUGCUCUCACGGCAGCGCUUGGAGCACGGACCUGGACAAGUGCAUGGACUGCGCGUCGUGCCCGGCGCGACCGCACAGUGACUUCUGCCUGGGCUGCGCAGCGGCACCUCCCUCCACCUGGCGGCUGCUCUGGCCCAUCCUGGGGGGCGUCCUGAGCCUGGUUCUCGUGCUGGGGCUGGUUUCUGCCUUCCUGGUCUGGAGAAGGUGCCGCAGGAAAGAGAAGUUUACUACCCCCAUAGAGGAGACCGGUGGAGAGGGCUGUCCCGCCGUGGUGGCUCUGAUCCAGUGACCGAGGGCCGUCUGCUGCCAGCAGGGCCACACCCAUUCAUUCAUUCGUUCCUUCUCGAACCAUCCCCUGCCACUCACACAGGCUCCUCCAGCUCUGGGAGUGGGGCACCGGCGAGGCGCGUGGAUCACUUCAGCCUGCCAGGGUUCAGAGCUUUCCCAGGGGUCCGAGGGUCCGUCUCUGGCUCCAGGACCCGCACAGAAACAGCUGACACUGACUAGGAAACUGCAGUAUUUGCACGAGGGUUCCCCCCCACCACGCCCACUGAUUCCUGGGGGCCAGACUGACCCUCCCCCCAAG
Ochotona curzoniae (black-lipped pika) is the source of this 699-nucleotide messenger RNA. Its product is annotated as tumor necrosis factor receptor superfamily member 12A-like. The record is from RefSeq and is a predicted model, not a curated record. Lineage: Eukaryota; Metazoa; Chordata; Mammalia; Lagomorpha; Ochotonidae. Gene Ontology annotation, molecular function: protein binding. Gene Ontology annotation, biological process: positive regulation of apoptotic process. The transcript is spliced from 4 exons. Bases 1 to 402 code for a protein of 133 amino acids. Gene Ontology annotation, cellular component: plasma membrane.